UCAUCGAUUGGGUUGUACAUUUUUCCGGUGCGGUAAAGUUUAGUGUUUUUUGCUGUAACAGAAGCGUGAAAGUUUACUAAAAGUGGUGAUUUUCGUGCACAAGACGCAGCAUUUACUGGGAUAAGUAAAUAUUGCACUUCACGUGGUGUUAAUUCGUCGUAAAUUGCAACAUGUCCUUUAACGACGAUAACGAUAAUGGCGGAGACCAGUUCUACAUCCGUCUACGUGGUCUUCCGUGGAACAUUACCGAGGGCGAGAUUCGGGAUUUUCUAGCCGGCGUUGAUGUGGACAUGUGCCACAUAGUGAUCAAUUCGUUGACCAAGCGCCAAACGGGCGAAGCUUAUCUGCGACUGCCAACGUUAAUGGACCAAAUAAAAGCGUUGGAUCUCAACAAGGCCACCAUCGGACAUCGUUACAUUGAGGUUUUUACCGUGUCGGAAAAGCAAUGGAGCAGCGCUAUCAGUAAUGAGUUCAACAGCGAAGACGCUGGACCGGUACUGAAGUUGCGCGGUCUGCCCUGGUCCUGUACCAAGGAUGACGUCAAGCGGUUCUUCACCGGGUUGACGAUAAAAAAUGGCUUUAAUGGGAUUCUUUUGCUACUGGAUCAGCUGGGACGGGCAUCUGGGGAGGCGAUUGUUGAAUUUGCAACAGACGCCGAAGCCGAAAAGGCCAUGAUGUUACAGAAAGAGAAGAUUGGGAACAGAUACAUCGAGCUCUUCCGUAGCAGUACCCGCGAGAUGAAAUGGGCGGAGAAGAAAAUGCGCCGCAUGAGUCCCUACGGUCGUAACAAUUCCAACGGUAAUGGCAAUAGUGGUGGCGGCGGCGGCGGAUUCGGCGGAGGCAACUCGGGUGGCGGUAACAACAGCCGUCAACGCUUCCCACCGGGCCAAGGUUACGGUCGUGGAUCAUCUGGAGGCGGUGGCGGAAAUGACAAUUUCUCGAAUGGUCCGUCCGGCGGCGGUGGUAAUGGCUGGAAUAGCCGUGAUGAUGAUGGCUUCGGAAGCGGCGGCGGCGGUGGUGGCGGACUUGGUUUCGGAUCGAUGUCUGGCGGCAAGAUGGGCGGCGGUGGUGGUGGCAACAACUCCGGUGGAGGAGGAAAUAUGUACUCCGGUGGGUUGGCCAACAAUACGGGCAACAUUGACAUCUUGAGAUUGUUGCAGGAUCAGUUGAAACGCGGCGGUGGCACCAACUACGGCUCUGGACGCGGUAAUUCCGGCGGCGGUGGUGGUGGUGGAAGCGGCGGUGGCUAUAAUAGCGGCGGAAGUGGUGGUGGUGGUGGUUAUAACAGUGGUGGUGGAUACAACAGUGGUGGUGGAUUCGGUAACAACUACGGAGGCGGCGGUGGCGGUUCCAACAAUGGAGGCUUCGACUCUGAUCGCGGCGGUUUCCGUUCCGGAGGUGGUCAAGUUGGUGGCAACAAUUUUAGCAGCUUCGGCGGCGGUGGUGGUGGCGGCGGUAACGGCUAUGGAAACAACAGCCUCGGAGGUGGCGGUGGAAAUAACUUCACCAGUAAUGACUUCUACAAGAGUGGUGAACAAAAUCUGUUCUGUGUGCACUUGCGAGGCAUGCCGUUCAGUUGUGACGAGCAGGAUAUUCAGGACUUUUUCAUGCCGCUUAGACCUGUUAAAUGCGAUGUUCAAUUUGAUUCCAGAGGUCGUCCCUCCGGUGAGGGUGAUGCCUAUUUCGAAACCGUAGAGGAAGCGACUAAGGCAAUGAAAAAGCACAAGGAAAAGAUGGGCAAUCGUUAUAUUGAACUUUUUGCCGGCGCUCGCAAGUCUCAGAACAAAUUCAUAGAUUAAAAGCUUAAUACUACUACUUUUGUGACACGUAAUAAGUGGUAUGACAUUCUUCUCGUACGUCGCACAGACAACAUAGAAAGGCCGCUUCCGUUUGUAAUUUUGAAACUCAUAUCUGUUCGAAUUCAACAAUGUUAAACAAAACAAGUUUGUCACACAAGUACUACAGUUCAUAUUAGAGUAUAAGUAACAGCAAUGGAUGAUAAUUUUAAUCCCCCUCUCAUCAGCCAGACAUACGCAUGAGUAUAACGACCGUAACCCAUCCGCAAAGGAGGCACUUAAUCUUUCAAAGGAAUACCGCAUAACUGUAGCCUUUGAUUUUAGUUUUUAAGUUAGGAAAUAUUCUAUGAUUUUACUGCAGCAAAUGAGACACGUAAUUUUCGACAUAAUUGAAAAUCAGAGAAAUAACUUAUGUAACUAACUCAUAUUUACAUUUGGAACGUUUGUAAACGGAAGACAAAUUAAAUAAACCAGUAUCUAAGCUUUAGAACUU
This is a messenger RNA of Sabethes cyaneus, 2289 nucleotides long. RefSeq names its product heterogeneous nuclear ribonucleoprotein H3-like. The transcript has 6 exons. Gene Ontology annotation, molecular function: RNA binding. Gene Ontology annotation, biological process: regulation of RNA splicing. The coding region runs from base 171 to 1799 and encodes 542 amino acids. Gene Ontology annotation, cellular component: nucleoplasm; ribonucleoprotein complex. Lineage: Eukaryota; Metazoa; Arthropoda; Insecta; Diptera; Culicidae. The record is from RefSeq and is a predicted model, not a curated record.